Marasmius oreades (fairy-ring Marasmius) is the source of this 651-nucleotide messenger RNA. RefSeq lists its product as uncharacterized. Lineage: Eukaryota; Fungi; Basidiomycota; Agaricomycetes; Agaricales; Marasmiaceae. The transcript is spliced from 5 exons. The record is from RefSeq and is a predicted model, not a curated record. Gene Ontology annotation, cellular component: multivesicular body; ESCRT III complex. Bases 1 to 651 code for a protein of 216 amino acids. Gene Ontology annotation, biological process: endosome transport via multivesicular body sorting pathway; late endosome to vacuole transport; protein transport.
AUGCAAAGUAUCAAUCGGUUCUUGUACGGUCCAACGCCAGAAGAGAGGGUUCGUGCAUGGCAGGCCAAGUUACGAACAGAAAGCCGGCAUCUGGAUAGGGAAAUGAGGCAGCUAGAUACUGCUACGAAUAAGGCUCGACAGACCGUCAAACAACUAGCGAUGAAAGGAGAUGUCAAGUCUGCUCGUAUUUUAGCGAAGGAGGUCGUAAGAAGCGAGAAACAGAAGGACAGGCUCUCCGUCAGCAAAGCCAGGCUCGGUUCAAUAGGAACACAACUACAACAUCAGAUGGCCAUGGUCAAAGUGACUGGAUCGUUGGAGAAGUCAACGGAAAUCAUGAAGCUUUCAAAUUCUUUGAUCAAACUUCCGCAGAUCAGUCAAACCAUGAGGGAGAUGAGCAUGGAAAUGACGAAGGCAGGAAUCAUGGAGGAGAUGUUGGAAGAUACAUUGGAGAUGGACGACGACGAAGAGUUGGAAGAGGAAGCUGACGAAGAGGUAGACAAAGUUCUUUUCCAGCUCACGGAUGGGAAACUAGGCCAGGCGGGGACCGUCAGUACAGAACUUCCGUCUCUGGAGGACAAGAUGGAGGAAGAGGAGGCGGAGAGGACGUUGGAACGGUACCGGCAACAGCUCAAUGGGAUUUUGAGCAGUUGA